AUGAAAGUCACUAUUAGAAACGUAAACAAAGAAGUCUAUACAUUCGAUGUCACCGGUGAGGAGAAGGUUAUACAAUUAAAGGAAAUGAUUGCCGAUAAACAUAAACAUCUGCCAACAUGGCAAACUUUAAUUUAUAGUGGUAAAAUUUUAGAGAAUGAUAACCAACUUUCAACUUAUAAUAUCACCGAGAAUGGUUUCAUUGUUUGUAUGGUUAAAAAGCCAAAGGAAGAAUCUACACCAGCACCACCAACAACAACAACAACUGCCGCUCCACAAGCACCAUCCUCAACAACCACUACCUCCACUCCACAGGCAGCCACUCCAGCCGCACCAACCACCACCCCAAUACAACCAACACCAACACCAACUGCCACCUCGACACCAACAACCACUCCAUCACCAGCCACCGCCACCUCACCACAACGUGACUCCACAGGAUUCGUUAGUGGACCAGAGUACGAACUUAUUGUAAAGCAAAUAGAAGAUAUGGGUUUCUCAAGAGACGACAUUACCCGUGCCUUGAGAGCUUCCUACAACAACCCAGAGCGUGCAGUAGAGUUAUUGUUAACCGGUUCCGUUCCAGCUGCCUCUGCUGAUGACGAAGAAGAUGAAGAUAUUGGUGAACAACAAGAGUUGAUAAAUGAUAUGACCAAGUUUUGCUAA
Molecule: messenger RNA, 663 nt
Organism: Heterostelium album PN500
Lineage: Eukaryota; Evosea; Eumycetozoa; Acytosteliales; Acytosteliaceae
Gene: rcbA
Product: repC-binding protein A
Exons: 5
Coding region: 1-663 (220 amino acids)
Biological process (GO): proteasome-mediated ubiquitin-dependent protein catabolic process
Cellular component (GO): cytosol; nucleoplasm
Molecular function (GO): proteasome binding; ubiquitin binding; polyubiquitin modification-dependent protein binding
Source: RefSeq, a predicted model, not a curated record